This is a messenger RNA of Atta colombica, 2333 nucleotides long. Its product is annotated as 4-coumarate--CoA ligase 1-like. Gene Ontology annotation, cellular component: mitochondrion. NCBI's taxonomy places the organism in Eukaryota, Metazoa, Arthropoda, Insecta, Hymenoptera, Formicidae. The record is from RefSeq and is a predicted model, not a curated record. Gene Ontology annotation, molecular function: long-chain fatty acid-CoA ligase activity. Gene Ontology annotation, biological process: fatty-acyl-CoA biosynthetic process; long-chain fatty acid metabolic process.
AUGACGAUUCUGCAAUUGUCACUUUUCACACGCGUUUCUUAUACCAUAAAAUGUAUCAAAGAAUGCAUUGUCAAUGUAUCAUCAAAAAAUCAUUGGAGAAAAUUUAAUAAACAUCGGUAUUAUGCAACUACAAUCAACUUAAAAGUUGAUGCGCAGAAUGUAGUAAGCAGUGGUCUAUCUGACAUAAGUGGCUUUGAGAAUAUUCACUUGCGAUUCAUCUGGGAAAAAGUUGGAAGAUGGUCAAACCAUACUGCUUUGGUAUGCGCAAAUACUGGUAGAUCAUAUACGUACGGUCAAUUAAGAAAAGCAUGCGGUAAACUAGCAACGAGUUUAAGAAAAAACCUCUUAUCGGGAGAUACUAUUGCUAUCAUUUUACCAAAUAUUCCAGAAUUCGCUAUUAUCAUAUUAGCAGCAAAUGAAGCCGGUUUACGAACAACUCUGAUUAAUCCUACAUAUACAAUAUAUGAGAUAAAAAGACAAUUAGAGAACGCGGACGCUCAAGCUAUUUUUACAUUUCCGGGAAAAUAUAUUGAUAUUAAAGCAAGUAUUGAGAAAAAUUCGAAGAUAAAAUUACCAAUUAUCAUCGUAAACGAUGGGACUAACGCUAGCUCAAUCUCAGGGACGAUUCAAUUAAAUGAUCUUAUUCGUGACGACAUCGAAGAUUUUUCAAUUAGUCAAAAAACUGGAAUAAGUUGCGAAGAUACGGUAUUCUUGCCUUAUUCCAGUGGCACGACUGGUUUGCCGAAAGGCGUUGAGUCGUCUCAUAGGAACAUUGUUGUAAAUAUUCUUCAAAGUGCAGAUCCAAUAUUUUUCCCAGGAAUAGAAGCGAGUGAACACCAUCAGGAUAUUAUACCGCUAAUAUUACCAUUGUAUCACUAUGGGUUAUUAGCUACCAUGUAUACUUACUUGCGAAUAGGUGCUAAAUUGGUGUGUCUACCACAAUUCUCAACGGAAAACUUUAUAAAACUGUUUGAAAAUCAUCGGUGCACAUUAUUGCAUGUAGUACCACCUAUCGUUCAGAUGAUGACAUACAAUGAGCGAAUUACACCCCGUCAUAUUGAAUCUGUAAGAAUAACAUUAACAGCAGCUGCACCGCUCGGAGAAAAACUUAUCACCAAAUUUCAAAGUCGUUUCACUAAUGACAUGAAUUUUAUGCAAGGAUAUGGCAUGACGGAGCUAUCCCCGUUUGUUACAAUCAGUUCUGUAAAUACAUCGACGUUAUCCUGUGGUUAUUUGCUUCCAAAUACACAAAUGAGGAUUGUAAGCACGCGAGAUAACACUCUCGGCAGAAAUUUAGGUCCGCAUGAAGUAGGAGAAAUAUAUGUACGGGGCCCACAAGUAAUGAAAGGGUAUUACAAAAAUCCCAAGGCAACAGCAGAGACUAUGGAUGGAGAUUGGUUUAAGACUGGUGAUUUAGGGUAUUAUACUGAAAAUGGUUUAUUGUAUGUGCAAGGACGAUCGAAGGAAUUGAUAAAAGUAAAAGGAUAUCAAGUUGCACCCACUGAACUUGAAGAAGUAAUUCGUCAUUACGAUAAUAUAGAAGACGUCGCCGUCAUUGGUGUGACACACGAGAAUUAUGGCGAAAUUCCAAAAGCUUUUGUAGUUCCUAAGUCGGGAAUCAAAAUUAAUGAGAACAAACUCAAAAAAUUUGUCGCUAAACAUGUAGCCAAGUAUAAACAAUUAGGAUAUGUACAAGUUAUAGAAAGUAUUCCAAAAUCUGCAGCUGGAAAAAUUCUUCGAAAAGAACUUAAAAAUCUAUAACAUAUUCUUCAAAUAUCGAAUUUCUCGAAUUGAAGAAAUCGAAUUGAAGAAAUUUACAUCAUUACUAAACAUCGAUUUAUAUAUGCAUUAUAUCUGCAUUGUGGUUAAAAUUAUGUUUAAUAUUAACAAAAAAUGUUUAUUAUAACAAAAAGCGACUAUCUUUCUAUCCAUACAAGACAUGGUUGUUUAUUUACAAGAUAAUUUAAAACAAAAUUUAUUCUUUAGAUUUGUUGACACCACUUUGAGAGGAAUCUUCUUUUUCCAAAAGGGCACUAGUAAUACCAGCUUUCUUCAAUUCCUCAAUAAGGUCUCCAUUUUUAUGCAUUUCUAAGAGUAUGUCGCAGCCACCCACAAAAUCACCAUUUAUAAAUAUUUGUGGUAUUGUAGGCCAAUUAGAAAAGUCUUUUAUACCUAAGUAAUUAAUAUUAGUAUUUCAGAAUUAUAUGACAUUAGCAAUAAUUAAUAAUUUACGAAGAUUAAUACUUUACAGAAGAUUUACGAAAAUAUAUAAAAUUAUAUAAAUUUUUUAUUUUAUGCAGUAUAAACAAUAAAAAAAUAUUUAUUUUUAAAAA